AUGGGUUCCAAUUACACGGAGCCGUUGAACAACCUCCCCUCCACCUCCCCCCUUCUUGUUCCCAAAAUCGAGCCCAAACUCGAACCUUUCGACGAUUCCUCCCCAUCUCCGCCUCCAUUCCACCAUCUCUCCACACCCUCUCCCUCCGCCGCCACCUCCAGCACGCCGCUGCUAUCAUGCGAUUUCGGCCGCCUCUCUGAAAUGUUCCGCUCCGCUACCGGCCGCGAAACCGAUUACCUCGCCGGCGACCAAGCCCCGCCCGAGCUCGACUCGAACCCGCUUGCCAUCGUCUCCGUCCCUGACGGACCAGGGCCCCACCUCUCGAGCGUCGUCUUCUCGCCUCGCGGCGUCAGGAAGUACCCGAUCCGCUCUUCCGAACUGGUCCGGGUCACGGAUCUGAAGCCCGAGGACACCCUUUUCUUCCGCGGGUCGAUCCGGAGGGCCCGUAUGGUUUUCGACUCCCUCCGCGCGUUCGCCGUGGCCGAGGACGAGAAGCGCCGGGAGGUGAUCCCCAAUCGUCGAACAAGGGCAGACCUCAAAGCGGCCGCGGUCAUGAGGGAGCGCGGGCUGUGGCUGAACCGGGACAAGCGGGUCGUGGGCGAGAUUCCCGGGGUCGAGAUUGGGGACGUCUUCUUUUUUCGGAUGGAGAUGUGUGUCCUGGGCCUCCACGGCCAGGCCCAGGCCGGAAUUGACUACGUCCCCAUCAGCCAGAGCUUGAACGGCGAGCCAAUUGCUACCAGCAUUAUAGUCUCUGGAGGUUAUGAAGACGAUGAGGAUGCUGGCGAUGUAAUAGUGUAUACUGGUCACGGUGGGCAGGACAAGAAUGGCAGGCAGGUCGAGCACCAGAGGCUGGAGUGUGGUAACCUGGCCCUGGAGAGGAGCAUGCAUUACGGGAUUGAGGUACGAGUAAUCCGCGGAUUUAAGUACGAAGGCAGUGUGAGCGGCAAGGUCUAUGUGUAUGACGGGCUAUACAAAGUUGUCGAGACCUGGUUCGACGUGGGCAAGUCAGGCUACGGUGUCUACAAGUUCCGGCUCGUGAGGAUUGAAAAUCAAGAGGAGAUGGGGAGUUUGGUGAUGAAGUUUGCUAUGAGCUUGAAGACACGCCCCCUCGAGGCCCGACCCGCGGGAUAUGUGUCUCUUGACCUCUCGGGCAAGAAGGAGAACUUCCCGGUGCUCUUUUUCAACGACGUUGACUCUAAUCAGGAUCCUGUCUAUUAUGAGUACCUCAUGAGUUCUGUUUUCCCUCCCUUCGUGUACGGCACGGGAAGUGGGAUCGGGUGUGAAUGUGUCGGGGGCUGUUCGGAUGGCUGCCUUUGCUUGGUGAGGAAUGGCGGCGAGUUUGCAUACGACUUGAAUGGGACUCUGGUGCGGGGAAAGCCACUGAUUUUUGAGUGUGGGCACAACUGCCGCUGCCCCCCAACAUGCCGUAACAGGGUGACCCAAAAGGGGGUGCGGAAUAGGUUUGAGGUCUUCCGAUCGAGGGAGACAGACUGGGGAGUGAGGUCUUUGGACUUAAUCCCAGCAGGCUCCUUCAUCUGUGAGUACUCUGGUGUGGUUCUCACCCGGGAGCAGGCCCAAGUGCUGACGAUGAACGGGGACAGCCUGAUAUACCCGGGUCGUUUUGGUGAGCGGUGGAGAGAGUGGGGGAAUCUUUCGGAGGUCUUUGCCGAUUUUGUGCCCCCUUCCUAUCCUAUGGUGCCCCCGCUGGACUUCGCCAUGGACGUGUCGAGGAUGAGGAACCUGGCCUGCUACAUGAGCAACAGCACGAGCCCGAAUGUGUUUGUGCAGCUAGUUUUGUACGACCACAGCAAUGUGUCCUUCCCCCGCAUCAUGCUGUUUGCCAUGGAGAAUAUACCGCCCAUGAGGGAGCUGAGCCUUGACUAUGGGGUGCCCAGCGAGUUGACAGGGAAGCUUGCUAUUUGUAACUAG
This is a messenger RNA of Striga hermonthica, 1929 nucleotides long. Lineage: Eukaryota; Viridiplantae; Streptophyta; Magnoliopsida; Lamiales; Orobanchaceae. The record is from the annotation of a GenBank genome assembly.